AUGCCAAGCAAUGUUUUGAAACGUGAUCGAACUGACAACGUUUUUGCACAUGUUGUCAAGAUGAAGCGUGAUGUCGAUCAUCUUACUGAAGUUUCAGAGCUGUGGGCCAAAGCCUUAAAGAAGUGGCACACGGUACUAGCGUGUACCGGCUAUGCAGGCUUGGUCGGAGCCACAGUCAGAGACAUGGUAUGCGAUGGCAAAGAACUGGAAGGUACCCUCAGAGAUGUUUUCGGCAACAAAUCACGUCGUACUGCAAACAAAAGGGCUUCAACAAUGUUGGCACUGUUCUCUUGGCUUGACAGGAAAAAACUGCAGGUGUGGCCAAUCAAACCAGAAUAUGUUGCAGCGUAUCUCAAUGAAUCCAAUGUUGGUGGAGCUGGCAGCACAAAGGGUAAAACUUUGAUGGAGGCACUUCGUUUCUGCAAAUAUGUCAUGAGACUGCCAGAGCUGGAUGAGAUCAUCGACGACCCCGUGUUGACAGGCCGUGUCAGGCGCUUGGAUGCUGCAAGAGACACUGUCAAACAGAGUAGACCGCUUCUGCUUUCAGAAGUUAAAUUCAUUGAGGAGUUCCUGGUAUCCGACUUGAAUAUUUUUGACAGGUACAUUGCAGGAUGCAUUUUAUUUGCCAUUUACAGCAGGUCGAGAUGGUCAGAUCUGGCGUUCCUCAGUGAUUUGACCCUUGAUACAACAGAGACGGAACUGGGACUUGUGGGUUUUGUGGAAGGUUCAACAAGGUUUCAGAAGACAAGUACGACAGCUUUGAAACGGGCUAUGCAGAUGCCACUAGUUGCACCCAUACGAGGGGUGACAGAAAGGUUGUGGGCUGUUGAGUGGUUUGACAUUCUGAAGCAGGUUCAGUUCAAUUUGACUGCAAAACCCAUAGGCGAUGUUGCCUCCGCAUGUUCAGAGGAGCCGAUGCGUGUGAGAGUCAAGGUGGAGAACUUCCCUGAGGGACUCAGCACUCAGAGUCGGAGUGAAGCAGACCAUGUUCUUGGUGUGGUCGAUUUGACUGAAAGCAGUUGGUCGCUGGUUGGCAGCCCUGUCAGUGAACAAGACGCUCGACAGGAGAGUCCGGCCAGAGCCUCAUCUGAUGAUUCCAGCAGCAGCUCAACAAGUUCCUCUGCACAGGAAGAGCCACUGCAACAGAAGUAUGCUUUGUAUGGUGAAGUGAAAGAUUGCAAUGAGCCAGUGUAUCAGCACAAGCAGAGUCGAGUGCUGCACAGACCCAACAAAGUUGCAGGGUCCCUUGCGUGCGGCCGUAGGCUCGGUGACAACCACAGGUUUCUGGAACAGGGGGCUUCCUUCAAAUGGGCGAGAUGCUCUGUAUGCUUCAAAGGUGAAGUUAUUACAAAGACGGAUCAGCUGGCAGAAGCGAUGGCAGCUAUCCAUGCCAGGCGUACAGCUCAGUAG
Messenger RNA from Cladocopium goreaui, 1410 nucleotides. The record is from the annotation of a GenBank genome assembly. NCBI's taxonomy places the organism in Eukaryota, Dinophyceae, Suessiales, Symbiodiniaceae.